UUCCCUGUCCGGGUGACCACCGCGGCAAAACCAGUUUUUCUUUCAGUGCUGGCCCGACCGGAGUCAACUGACGUUCGUUUUCUCGCAGUGCACGUCCGAAGUUUUUAGAAAAAUGUUCAGGUUGUUGUUGGUUACUUCGCUGGUGCUUCUGGUGACCGGUUUGCCGCAGAAAGGACCGGCAUCGUCGCCCCGAAAACAGUCCGUCGAGGAGGCGCUCGGCAAGAAACCCGAGGAGCUGCCAAAGACGAUGAAGGAGGCGCUCAAACGCAUGGAGGCCGUCGAUGUAGAGAAGGUCCUCAAUAACGAUCGGAUACUCACCAACUAUCUCAAGUGCUUCUUGAACAAGGGUCCCUGCACUUCCGAGGCCAAAAAUGUGAAAA
Molecule: messenger RNA, 380 nt
Organism: Bemisia tabaci
Lineage: Eukaryota; Metazoa; Arthropoda; Insecta; Hemiptera; Aleyrodidae
Source: RefSeq, a predicted model, not a curated record